UGGAUCAUUGUUUAGUUUAUCAUGUCUUUUGUAGCUGCGUGAGGAUAUUAAAAAAGGUGUGUUUGUCGAAAAUCUAACUGAAUUUGAAGUCCAUACUAUGACUGAUAUUCUUAAGCUUCUUAGCCAGGUAACUAACUUUUGAUCCUUAUCUCUUUCUAUAUGAAAUUUUUUUUGUCCAUGAAAUGCAAACCCUUUCCUCUCUCCCCCUUCCUUCUUGCUCUUUCUCUUAUUCUUUAGAUCAGUACAUUUCUAUUUCUUAAUAGGGUGCUGCAAAUAGGAGAGUUGCAGCCACAAACAUGAAUCAAGAGAGCAGUCACAUAUUGUCUUUACGUGUGUGAUUGAGAGGUGGGAAAAAGAUUCCACAAAUAGCCUACGAUUUGCAAGACUAAACCUUGUAGACCUUUCUGGUUCAGAAAGGCAGAAAGCUUCUGGUGCUAAAAGUGAAUGCCUAAAGGAAGCUGCAAAUAUCAACAAAUCAUUAUCUACACUUGGUAAUGUAACAAUGGCUCUAGUGGAUGUGGCACAUGGAAAGCAAUGGCAUGUUCCUUAUAGAGAUUCAAGAUUGACCUUUCUUCUUCAAGACUCGCUUGGUGGAAACUCCAAGACUAUGAUCAUUGCUAAUGUCAGCCCUUCUAUGUGUUGUUCGACUGAAACACUAAGCACUUUAAAGUUUGCUCAGCGGGCAAAACUUAUUCGAAACAAUGCUAUUGUGAAUGAAGAUUGUUCAGGAGAUGCACUUGAAUUGCAGCACCAGAUACGGCUUUUGAAGGUUGUAGCAUCUUGGUAGCAUCAACAAAAAAGUUCUACCAUGACAUUUUAAUUUAAAUUGGAGUUUAAUUAAACAGUUAUGGAACAGGAGGAGCUUUCCAUUCUGAAGCAUCAGAAUGUCUCUAGGUCUUUUGCUGCCCCUUUCAAAUCUAGGGGUUGUAGUUUUUCUUUUAAUGGUUUGGCCUUGGCGGGACAAAUAAACUAUAAGAAGGAUUAGGAGCUUGUUGGGUUUUGUGUCUUGAUUCUUGAUUCUGCAGUGGUCCAUAAAAUUAUUAAUUGGGUUGAUUUAGGGUUC
This is a messenger RNA of Macadamia integrifolia, 1063 nucleotides long. Its product is annotated as kinesin-like protein KIN-12E. The coding region runs from base 503 to 787 and encodes 94 amino acids. NCBI's taxonomy places the organism in Eukaryota, Viridiplantae, Streptophyta, Magnoliopsida, Proteales, Proteaceae. The transcript is spliced from 6 exons. The record is from RefSeq and is a predicted model, not a curated record. Gene Ontology annotation, biological process: microtubule-based movement. Gene Ontology annotation, molecular function: ATP binding; microtubule motor activity; microtubule binding.